Molecule: messenger RNA, 807 nt
Organism: Staurois parvus
Lineage: Eukaryota; Metazoa; Chordata; Amphibia; Anura; Ranidae
Source: the annotation of a GenBank genome assembly
UCUUCGGUGUUAGCCGGCGCCUCAGCAUCCAGUGAGGUCGGGGAAGCGGAGCAGCUUUGUCUAGUCAUGUCUCGGGGCUCCAGCGCGGGGUUUGACCGGCACAUCACCAUCUUCUCUCCUGAAGGGAGACUCUACCAAGUAGAAUAUGCUUUUAAAGCAAUUAACCAAGGUGGCCUCACAUCGGUGGCAGUGCGAGGAAAAGACUGCGCAGUUGUUGUUACACAGAAAAAGGUUCCAGACAAGUUGCUAGACAGUUGCACAGUGACCCACUUAUUCCGGAUAACUGAGAACAUUGGCUGUGUGAUGACAGGAAUGACAGCUGACAGCAGGUCGCAGGUGCAGCGAGCACGCUACGAAGCUGCAAACUGGAAGUACAAAUAUGGCUAUGAGAUUCCUGUUGAUAUGCUUUGCAAGCGUAUUGCCGAUAUCUCUCAGGUGUACACACAGAAUGCAGAAAUGAGGCCAUUAGGUUGCUGUAUGAUACUUAUUGGAGUUGAUGAGGAGAAUGGUCCUCAGGUUUAUAAAUGUGAUCCAGCUGGUUACUACUGUGGCUUUAAGGCCACCACAGCUGGGGUGAAACAGACAGAGGCUACCAGCUUUCUGGAAAAGAAAGUGAAGAAGAAAUUUGAUUGGACAUUUGAGCAAAGUGUGGAGACGGCCAUCUCUUGUCUGUCCACGGUACUUUCCAUUGAUUUCAAACCAUCUGAACUUGAGGUUGCUGUGGUGACUAUUCAGGAUCCCAAAUUCAGAAUCCUCACAGAAGCAGAUAUUGACAUUCACCUUGUUGCACUUGCAGAGCGUGAUUAG